ACUCCACAAUACGGUAAGCCUAUCGCGGUUGGACUCUUUUCAUUUCCGUUGAUCAAAUUCCUUUUUAUCUCCAUCUUCCCUUUCCCCAGAUUUGAAAAAUACUUCCUCAACUUUCAAUAUUCACUUGGACAAAGAAAUUCCCCCUUCAUUUUCCUUAUCUGGCCUCAGACUUUACCCUCAAAGCUUUCUUACUUUCUUAUCUCUCCCACCUCUUAUCCCCCACAAUAAGAGUAUUCAAGUGGGUAGUCUUCUGAAUUACAUCUCAAAACAACUUCAAUUCGUUCUUUAGAUCUUUCCCAACCCUCUUUUCAAUAUCACAUCAAAAGAUCUUCAAAAUGACUACAGCCUACCCAUAUCCAACCCCUGCUGCUACACCACCUCACGAUUCCCCAUUACAAACCACAGUCCUUGUUUCUUCUAGAGCAGUCAUCUUUGAUGAGAAAGACAAUCUUACUAUCUCACCCGCAACAAUCACAAUUUCACCUUCCACUGGCAAGAUCAUAUCAAUCUUACCUAGCAUUCUCCCACCCUCCAGUUUUCCACCAAACACAAUCUAUGUAGACCACACCCCUCAUUUGAUCCUUCCGGGGUUAGUUGACGCCCAUGUACAUCUUAAUGAGCCGGGCCGAACAGAAUGGGAGGGUUUCAAUACUGGAACGAAAGCUGCCGCAUCAGGUGGUGUCACGACCGUCAUUGAUAUGCCAUUGAAUGCUAUUCCACCAACUACAACGUUGAAUGGAUUGCAAGAAAAGAUUAAGGCUGCUCAAGGUCAAUGCUGGGUUGAUGUUGGAUUUUAUGGUGGGAUCAUACCUGGCAAUGCUGAGGAGUUGCUUCCGCUUGUUGAGGCAGGAGUCAGAGGUUUUAAGGGUUUCCUUAUAGAGAGUGGUGUAUGUAUAUCUUUACCAAUCACAGCUGCAACGACUAACAAUAAUGACAGGUUGAUGAAUUCCCUGCCGUCUCUUCCUCCGAUGUAGCCCUCGCACUCAAGACCCUUAAAGAUACUUCCACAACUCUCAUGUUCCACGCAGAAAUGAUUCCACCAAUAACAGCCUCCAUUGGUGAUGACGUCCAAGUAUCCCUCCCACCUCUUCAGCCAUCCGGACCCCUGACAGCAUACGACACAUUCCUAUCAUCCCGCCCUCCUUCAUUUGAAACCUACGCUGUCGAUGAAAUCAUCUCCCUUGCUCACCUCGCUCCCUCCCUUCACCUUCACAUUGUCCAUCUUUCCGCCAUCGAAGCCAUCCCACUGCUCCGCGCCGCUCGCUCCUCCGGGAUAAACAUUACCGCCGAAACCUGUUUCCACUAUCUCGCCCUCGCAUCCGAAGACGUUUCCGAGGGUGAUACCCGCCACAAAUGUUGUCCACCUAUUCGCUCAUCCGCUAAUCGAGAUGGUCUCUGGGCCGAAUUAUCACACCCUGAAUCCGUCAUCAAAACCAUCGUCAGCGAUCACAGCCCUUGCACCCCGGAACUUAAACUUCUCCCCGAACAUCUAUCCCACGGCUGUGGCGCCAUGCGUGAUGACGCUAAAGCCGUGAACGGCACUUUACUAAAAGAUCAAGAAGCCAAAGAAAAGGGUGAUUUCUUCGCUUCCUGGGGUGGUAUCUCUUCAGUUGGUCUCGGCCUCCCUAUCCUCUGGACUGAAGCGACAUCUCCAUCUCGCGCUUCCUCUCCUUCUACUCUCAGUAUCGUCGACAUAGUAAAACUUUGCGCAGUGAACACAGCUAAACAAGUUGGACUUCAACAUCGUAAAGGAGCAUUAAGACCAGGAUUAGAUGCGGAUAUUUGUAUUUUUGAAGAUGAUCAUGAAUGGAUUGUAGGCAGAGAAGAAUUGCUUUUCAGAAAUAAAGUUAGUCCAUACACGGGGAAGACUAUGAAGGGAAGGGUGAAGGAGACUUGGGUUAGAGGGACGAAAGUUUAUGAGAGAGGAGUGGGUGAGAUGAAUGGAAUGGUUGUUAGGAAGGCGGGACCUGUAGGAAGAUUGCUUUUGGAGAAGAGGAUUGUUUAGAUUUUAGGAUUUAGAUGGGGGUGGGAAUGGAAAUGGCUUGGAAAUUGAAUGGGGUAAUGAUUUAUGAUAUGCAUUGGCGGUCGGUAUAGCAUAGCAUUGGUACGGGAUAUAAUUGCAUGUAUGGAUAGGAUGGUAAGGGUUAUAUGGUUAAAAAUUUGCAUUUGAUCUAGCUGGGAGACUGGCUGUAUAUAGUCUAUAUAAUUGACAAUCAUGAUGUAUGAUAUAUGAUAUAUUCAGCGU
This is a messenger RNA of Sclerotinia trifoliorum, 2245 nucleotides long. NCBI's taxonomy places the organism in Eukaryota, Fungi, Ascomycota, Leotiomycetes, Helotiales, Sclerotiniaceae. The record is from the annotation of a GenBank genome assembly.